AUGGAUGGAAUGAGUAACCCCGACAAGACUGAGGUCAUGCUCUUUGGCACUCAGUACGCACUGCAAUCAUUUGAGUUACCUUCAGUCAACAUUGCCGGCACAGUCGCUCAAGUGUCGAAAGUUCCGGUUCGGAACCUCGGUGUUCUGUUUGAUUCUAACUUGUCUAUGGAUGCACAUGUGUCAAGCGUUGUGCGUUCUGCCUCUUACCACCUGCGGAAUAUAGGUCUUGUCAGGAGGCAGCUGACAGUUGAUGCCACCAAGAAUCUUGCUCAAGCCCUCGUGCUGUCCAGACUUGAUUAUUGCAACAGCAGCCUGGCUGGAAUUUCGGAACAAUCGCUACGCAAGCUCCAGCUAGUGCAAAACCGUGCAGCACGCCUUGUUACUAGAACCAAUCGUCGGGCACACAUCACUCCAGUUCUUCCCGAGCUGCACUGGCUGCCUGUGCGCGAGCGCAUACAGUUCAAGUUAAUUCUUCUCACUUAUAAAGUAUACCAUCAUUUGGCACCCAAUUACCUCAACGAUCUCCUCGAACAUUACACACCCCCUCGCUCCCUUCGCUCUGGAUCUAUGGACCUUCUAAAGGAAAACAAAUACAGACUAAAAACUUUCGGAGGACGAUCCUUUUCCAUUCUUGCGCCUCAGGUGUGGAACUCACUACCGUCCACCCUGAGAGCUGCACAGGACGUCAAUACUUUCCGCAGAGACUUAAAAACAUAUUUGUUUGUGCAAGCUUAUGAGCGCCUGUGA
This is a messenger RNA of Lineus longissimus, 747 nucleotides long. RefSeq lists its product as uncharacterized. The record is from RefSeq and is a predicted model, not a curated record. Bases 1 to 747 code for a protein of 248 amino acids. NCBI's taxonomy places the organism in Eukaryota, Metazoa, Nemertea, Pilidiophora, Heteronemertea, Lineidae. The transcript has a single exon.